AUGGCUGAACUUGAUUUUCUUGCUUCUUUACAAGCAAGAGAUCCUUUUGAAUCCGGGUUCUUUUAUGUGGCAGAAGAUGGUCCAUCUCUUUGUUCUCCUAGAGAUGGAAACUCAUCUGCCAAACUUUCCUAUAAGGAUGUGUUGGGAUCUCCUUUUUCAUCUUCUGUUCAAAUGGUAGUUGACGAUGUUUCUGAUGAUGAAUUUGAAGAUGACCAGAGCUCUAUUCCUUGCGUUCAUCUUUCCAAGGAAGAGAAAAGAAGAGUUAGGUCACCAUGGGUAAAUGCUCUGCUUUUGAAUUUAAGAGGAAAGUCUCUGCCUUUUAAGAGAAAUUUUGGCAAAAGUGGGAAGUGUUUUGGGUCUCUGCAAAAAGUGGACUAUCAUACGAACCACAACUCUAGAGGAAGAUUUGCUCGCUUCUGUGUUCUAGUUCCUUGCAACAAGCCAUUGAUCAACAAGAUUAAAAUUGGUAGGCUGAUUCAGGAAUUGCAGUACGAAGAUGUCUCUUGCUGCUUUACUUGUGGAAUCAUGGGACAUAAAAAUACUGAUUGUGCGAAGAAUAAAGAAGACAAUACAAAGGUAGUGGAGGUUGAGAAAUCUGAACUGGGACCCUGGAUGUUGGUUAACAACAGGAAGAAUUCGAAAUCAAGAUCACGGGGCAGAUCCAGAACCAAGGCCAAUCACCGUGGGUGGUCUGACAGGAGCCAAGGUCAAAAUGACAGACAUCCAGUCAAAAUUUGGCGCCCGAAAUCGAAAUCAAAUUUUGAAAAAUCAAAAGAAGCGGGACCUUCUGGAACCAAGCAACUUUGUGAUGGGUGUUGUGACCCGGAGUCUGUGGGCCAGCCCACUUUGGUUAUUUUAGACAAGGGCCCAACGGGAACUCAAAAUGAAGAAGUGGCAGAAUUUAUUGGGCCUUGUCCAAAUGUUUCAGAAUCUGAAAUUCCUUCUUACUCUCAUUCGCAAAAAUCCCAUGUUGAGGCUAAUAGUGAGAUUAAGGAAGGAAUUUCUGGGGAAUUUAAGUCUGAAAAACCUCAUGAACGGCAGCAUAUUACGGAGGAGGAAUCUGGAGCUUAUAGAUGUGGUGCAAAUUCUGGUGGUGAGAACCCAAAAAUUGGAGCAGAAGGUCAGAAUUUUGUUUCUUUUCAGUGUGCGGAUAGUUCAGUGGUUGAUGAUGGAAACGCUGAUUUUGUUGAAAGAGGAGGUUGCGGUAAAACUUCAAAAGCAGAUGAUGUAAAUGGGGAUAUUGAUUCCACCCUCUCAAACAAGGAUUUGCCUAGUAUCACACCUUGUGAAGAUUUAAGGUCCGGGAGUAAUAACAAAAGGAUUGGCCAUCAUGCUAUGCGACUUCGCAAGAUUCUACGUACAGCAAGAAGACGGGGCAUGGAAUGGAUAGACCCAAUUGGCUUCUCUGGAGGUAUAUGGUUGCUGUGGAAUGCUGACGAAUUUGAUGUUCACAUUCAUAGCAAAACUCAGCAGGAGAUUACAGCUUUGGCAAAGGUUAGGUCUUUGAACCAGUCUUAUGCUAUUUCUGCUGUUUAUGCUAGCCCUGAUAGAGAAAGUAGACUUUUGCUUUGGGAUUAUCUUGCUUGUCUGGGUGCUAACUUGAACCUUCAUUGGAUUUGGAUUGGGGAUUUUAAUGAGACUCUCUGCUCCCUUGAUAAAUAUGGUGGUCGUGUUGUUAAUCCUUUAAACUCUUCUUCUUUGAAUGAUGCUCUUUCUUCUUGCGAUAUGAUUGAUAUUGGAUUUGUGGGUCCUCGUUUCACGUGGUCUAAUAAGAAUCCCAUUUCUACACUCAUUCUUGAAAGAAUUGAUAGAGCCUGGAUUAAUAGUGCUUGGCUAGACAGUUUUCCUGAGUCCACUUUGUUUCAUUUGCCUAGGAUUUGUUCUGAUCAUUGCCCUAUUCUCUUUUCCACAAAUGCUUCUAAUCCUGUUUUUGAAGAAAAACCUUUUAGGUUUCAACCUAUGUGGUUCUCUGAUAGUUCCUUUUUUGAUGUUGUAAAAUCUGUUUGGGAUAGCAAUGUUGGUAAUUUUGAUUCAAAAAUUCUAGAUUUCAUACAAGCUGUCAAGGAAUGGAACAAAAAUGUGUUUGGUAAUGUUUUUCAUAAAAAGAAUAGACUGCUUGCUAGAAUUAAAGGUGCUCAAUUGGCUCUUGCUAAUAAUCCUUCUCAGUUUCUUAUUGACCUUGAAAAGCAACUUCAAACUGAUUUUAUUGAUAUUUUAAGGCAAGAGGAAACCCUUUGGGCCAUGAAAUCUCGUAUUGAUUGGCUCAAAGAUGGUGAUAAGAAUACCAAGUUCUUCCAUCUCACCACUAAAGUUAGGCGUAAGUGCAAUAGAAUUGUUGCUUUGAAAGAUAAUGUGGGGAACUGGCUCUAUAAUGAUGAUUGUAAAAAACAUGUUAUUGAUUUUUUCUCUAACUUGUAUACUACUGAGUUCCCUAGUCAUGAUUUGGUUGCUAACUAUGAACCUCCUAGCAUUGUUAAAAUUGAUUCUCAGGUUCAUGGGAGAUUAGUUGCUAUUCCUUCCAUCAGGGAAAUUAAGGAUGCUCUUUGGAGCCUUAAACCCUUUAAGGCCCCUGGAACUGAUGGCCUUCAUGCAGGAUUUUUUCAGAAGUGUUGGGACGAUAUUAAAGAUAGUCUAGUGCAGGCCAUUAAGGCCGUUUUUGAGAAUAAUUGCAUGCCUGAUAGUUGGAAACAUUUUCUGAUUUGUCUUGUUCCCAAAACUGUUUCUCCUGAUUGCAUUAAAUUGUUCCGACCUAUUAGCUUGGCUAACACCUGCUAUAAGAUUGUCACAAAGAUUAUUGCGCUUAGGAUGAAAAGUUUGAUGAAUGAUAUCAUUAAUCCUGUUCAGGCAGCCUUUAUUAGUGGUAGGAGAGCGUCAGAUAAUAUCAUUUUAGUUCAGGAAGCUCUUCAUUCUGCUAGAGUUAGCUCUUCUAAAGAGGGUUGGAUGUUCAUUAAGAUUGACUUAGAAAAGGCCUUUGAUAGACUUGAAUGGGGUUUCAUAAGAGACAUGCUUAAGUUCUUCAAUUUUCCUAAUAAUCUUAUAAAGCUUAUCAUGUCUUGCAUUUCUGAUCCCAGUUUAGCCAUUCUCAUUAAUGGUUCUUCUUCUGAUGAAUUCCAUGCCUCAAGAGGAAUAAGACAAGGUGACCCUAUUUCACCUUAUCUUUUCCUCCUAAGCAUGGAAUAUCUUUCCCUUCUUAUUGAGAAUGAAGUUGACAAUAAUUCUUGGAAUCCUAUCCAGAUUGGUAGAAAUGGUCCUAAGUUCUCCCAUGCACUUUUCGCUGAUGAUAUCAUUUUAGCUGCUAGAGCUAAUAUGGGCAAUUGUAUGACUAUUUCUAGGAUUUUGGAUGACUUUUGCCAUAGGUCAGGUCAGAAAGUUAAUAAAGAUAAAACUAAAAUGUGGUUUUCUCCUAAAGUAAGUGAUUCUUUGGCCUUUGAUAUUACCAAUAUGUUAGGUUUCUCUCGCACCAAUAAUCUUGGUACUUAUCUUGGACAUCCCCUUCUUGUUAAUAAAGCUAAAAAAGCUGACUUUGGUCCUUUAAUUGAGAAAAUCAGAAAUAGGUUAGCAGGUUGGAAGGCCAAAAAUCUUUCUUUAGCAGGUAAAAGCACUUUGAUCCAAUCUGUUACUUCCUCUAUUGUUGAUUAUCCUAUGCAAGCCUCUGCCCUCCCUCCUCCUGUUUUAGAUGAGAUAGAUAGACUCCAAAGGAACUUUCUAUGGGGUGACUCUGAGGAGAAAAGAAAGAUUCACUCCAUUAAUUGGGUUAAUGUCACUAAAGCUAAACGAAAGGGUGGUUUGAAUCUUAGAAGAUCUAGGCUUAGAAAUGUGGCUCUUAUGGCCAAACUCAUCUGGAGAGUUAAGAGAAAUCCUGAGAACAUGUGGGUGAAGGCUUUGUGUAGCAAGUAUAAUUUUGACACCUUUCACAAGAAAAGCAACAAUUCUAACACGUGGUUGAGCAUUAGGAAAGGGAAAGAUGUUUUUAGGAGGGGCUGCAAAAAAGUCAUUAACUCUGGUAUUAACAUAAGUUUUUGGUUGGAUACUUGGGUUGGUGUUGUGCCUCUUAGAGAGAUUAUCCAUGGUCCUUUCAAUAGGAAUGAAGAGAACAUUAAGGUUAGUAGUUGUGUGAAUUUGGAUGGAACUUGGAAUUUUGAUUGUGUUUCCUUUGUGCUUCCAGAUUUCAUUAUUGAUAAAAUCCAUGCUAUCCCUUACUGCUUACAAAACCCUAGAGAGGACACUUUCACUUGGAACUUGUCCUCCAAUGGGGAAUUUUCUCUUGAUACUGCUUACAUUUUGGCUGCAAAUGAUGAUUUCAUUUUUGAUCCUUUUUGGAAAAAGUUGUGGAAAAGCCCUUGCAAUAAUAGAAUUAGACAUUUCCUUUGGCUUUCUGCUCAUAACAGGCUCACUACCAAUUCUUUGCUGCACAAUAGACAAAUCUCAGAUAAUUUUUCUUGUGACUUGUGCAUUGAUUCUGAGGAAGACUGUUUGCAUGUUCUGCGUGAUUGCACUUUUGCUACUGAAGUCUGGCAAUCUUUUUCAUUGCCUGACAAUUUCUUUGAUUCCCUUUCCAUUAAAGAUUGGAUUGAUCUCAAUCUUUCUUCCUCCAUGUCUUUCAGAAACACUCCUUGGCCUACUUUGUUUGCUUACUCCUGUUGGGCCAUUUGGAAAGCUAGAAAUUCUAGGACUUUCCUAGGAAAAGUUGCUCUUCCUUUUACUGUCAAAACACAAGCUGUUAAUCUUUCCAUUGAAUUCUUUCAUCUGGCGUUUAACAACACGACUGCCAUUAAGAGAAAUGAGAUUCUUGUCUCUUGGAUCCCACCUUUACAAGGUUGGUUUAAGUUGAACUCUGAUGGAUCUGUUGAAGGUAAUCCUGGAAUUGCUGGAUCUGGAGGAGCUAUAAGGGAUGAUCAGGGCCAAUGGGUGGCAGGUUACUCAAGGAAAAUUGGCUACACUUCUAGUUUGCAAGCUGAAUUUUGGGGUCUAAGGGAUGGGUUGAUUCUAGCCCAUUCAAAAGGAAUCCAAAAACUUGAAGUCAAUGUUGAUGCUUUGAAUGUCAUAACUCUUAUUAAUAAUGCUGACAUAUCAGUUCAUCCUUUGGGCAACAUUAUUUAUGAUUGCAGGAUGCUUAUGCAAAGAUUCCCAUGUCUCAACCUCUCACACUGCUUUAGAGAGGGAAAUAUGGUUGCUGAUGCAUUAGCCAACAAUGGAAGAGUGCAACAAAUGUCUUUUUCUGUUUUUGAUGUUAUUCCUUACUUUGUUUUUGAUUUGCUUAUGGCUGAUACUGCGGGAAUUUCUCUUCCCAGACUUGUAAACACUUAA
Messenger RNA from Corchorus capsularis, 5307 nucleotides. Lineage: Eukaryota; Viridiplantae; Streptophyta; Magnoliopsida; Malvales; Malvaceae. The record is from the annotation of a GenBank genome assembly.